Episyrphus balteatus (marmalade hoverfly) is the source of this 1860-nucleotide messenger RNA. RefSeq lists its product as uncharacterized. Lineage: Eukaryota; Metazoa; Arthropoda; Insecta; Diptera; Syrphidae. The record is from RefSeq and is a predicted model, not a curated record. The coding region runs from base 97 to 1860 and encodes 587 amino acids. The transcript is spliced from 3 exons.
UCGAACUGUCUGCUUGUUUUCUGGCUUACAUUAGCCCUUCUAACUCACAACACUAGCUCAACUCUCCGUUCAAAAAAAAAUAAAACCUUUCCGGAAAUGGCACUUUAUUUAAUCCAAGAACAUUUAAGCAACUUAACGUCGACAAUUGUAAUAGCUGAGCAUAGUUCUAUUCCAGAAUAUGAAAAUACGAAUGCCCAGCUGUUGGAUUACAUUCUUCAGAAUUUACAGGGAAGUAUAUCGGUUCAACUUUACGUUCGCGGUGUAUGCCAUCAACCUUUGGAGUACUAUGUAUUCAUUGUAGACUCUACAGAAGCCUUCCGGACACUCUUUCGUUACUUUGUGGACACUCCAUUCGAAAGGCAUUAUCGUUUUCUAAUAUUUCUAACAAAAUUUUCGCCAGGCGGAUAUUUUUAUCAUUUAGCAGAAAUUUUUAAACUUUGCUAUCAAUUUGAUAUCAUUGAUGUGAGUGUCGUUUCGGAUCGUGGAGAUUUAGGCUUCGAAAUUUAUAUCUAUCAUUUAUUUGCGGCGCACCUGUGUCGCAGAUAUUUCCCGGAACCAUUGAUAACAUUCGAUCUUGACCCGGAAAAUUUGCAAUUUGAAAUUUUUCCAAAUAAACUUAAAAACUUGUUUGGUUGUCCAUUUAAAGUAUCGGCUCGUAUUUAUCCUCCAUAUUUUACAUUUAUUGGAAACAAAACUAAUCCUGAGCCGGAAGGAGAUUGGGACAAUAUUUCCGGUAUUGAAGGAAGUUUGUUGAAAUUUCUCGCUGAGACAAUUAACUUUUCGAUUGAUUUGAAACCUUUUCCAAAAGAGAGAAGCUUUUUUAAGAAUAACAAAUCAUCUGGUUGCUUUAAACAGAUAAAAGAUCGUGAUGUAGACAUUAUUGUUGGAGGUUUUGUUGAUUCAGUAGAAGGUCGGUUCGGUUUUUCUCCAACUGGUCAGUACCACAAUUCGGCAUUCAGGUAUAUUGUCCGAGGAAAAAACUAUUUAAGCUCCUUGGAUCGCCUCGCGAAGCCAUUUAGCAAGCAAACUUGGAUUCUAGUGGCAGGUUUUCUGGUCGUUACAAUUGUUUUUACAUCUGUCCUGAAACUGGUUCGACUGAAAAUUUAUCAGAUCAUUUUCGGUGAAGAGAAUCAAAAUCCAGUGACUAAUAUCUUGGCAAUUUGCCUUGGCUACUCGGUUAGCAGAAUACCUCGCCGUAAUUUUGCCAGAUUCAUUCUCCUACAAAUGCUUAUUCUCACCCUUGUGCUACGCAACGCUUAUCAAGGCUCGCUUUAUGAUGCUUUUCGCAUGGAUAAAUUUGCACAAAUCCCAUCGGGACUCAACGAUCUCAAUAAAUGGAACUACACAAUUUUACUUCCUGCAGAGUCCUCAGAGUCAUUGAUGUUUCCAAAUGAACGUACAAUAAAAACCAAAACUUAUGGCUACGAGCCAAGACUUCAAAUGUUGGAAAGAUUAGAAGGAAAAUAUGUUACGGUAGCUUUUCAGGAUAGCUUCAUUUACUAUGUGGAGAGAAACUUGAAACACAAAAUUGAACUUUUGUCUAUCAAAGAAGUCAUUUACAAUUAUCAAUUUGUUAUGUAUCUGCCGAAACAUUCGAUUUUUUUGCCAACUUUUAAUAAAAAGUUGAGAGAUCUAGCUGCUGCAGGAAUAUUGACACAAUUGAGAUUGAAAUUUACCCGGAAUGAUCAGUUUCUUUCAGCUUUUUCAAGACAACAGCAACAAAAGAAGAAACCAUUGAAUAAUAAGCGUCUUUAUGCUGUGUAUAAUAUUUGUGGAGUAUUACUAGGAAUUUCAAUAGUUGUAUUUUGUUUGGAAAUUCUUUCGGUUCGAUUUGUAAGAUUAAAAAGAAUGUUUGGUUGA